CUUCUAAAAACAUUACCGCUGCCAACUCGUUCUUAUUCAGGUAUGCACUGCACACUCUGGAAGACAGAACGAGCUCUCGCCGUUAAUCCCUCAAUUUAAUGCACCUCUUCUCCUAAACUCCUACGCCUUAUUUUUUCCCUUGAAGAUAUAAAACAAAAACAAAGAAAAAGCAUAGAAAUAAGAGAAAACUGCCGGUGAGAGAGAGAAGCAGCUCGAAGAAUUGAAUCGCCUUGCUUUUUGUUUGACUCGAUAAAAGUUCUUAGCUCUGAAUAAUGGAAGAUCUGAAGUGAUUAUGCAAUUGUCUUACAGAUCCUGGGACGGAACCUUUGAUCCAGCUUGUAACCGCAGAUUAUAUUCCUUCUCAAGUUUGAGGUGACGCUUCGUCGAUGUUUUUAGAGAAAUCAGCUCUGACUUUUGUUACGCAAUGCAGUUAGAGAGGCCUAACCGAAGAACCGAGGCUCUUACUGAUUUCUUUUGUUGAAGCUUGUAGCUUAGAAGAGAAUCAGGUUUUAGAUUUGAUUGAGAGGAAAGGAUGGCAUCUGUGUGGGAACAUUUUGGAGAAGUUGCAAAUGUAGCCCAGCUCGCUGGGUUUGAUGCAGUGCGGUUAAUAGCUAUGAUAGGUAAAGCUGCAAGCACGGCCCGAAUGCACAAGAAGAAUUGCAGGCAAUUCGCACAGCAUCUCAAGUUGAUCGGUAACUUGCUGGAGCAGCUUAAGAUCUCGGAGCUUAAGAGGUAUCCGGAGACGCGUGAGCCAUUGGAGCAACUUGAGGAUGCAUUAAGGAGGGCUUACAUUUUGGUCAAUAGCUGUCAGGAUAGGAGCUAUCUGUAUCUCCUGGCCAUGGGAUGGAACAUCGUGUAUCAGUUUAGGAAGGCCCAGAAUGAAAUCGACCAGUAUUUGAAGAUUGUUCCUCUUAUCACGCUGGUGGAUAAUUCUCGAGUCAGGGAGAGACUAGAAGUUAUAGAGAAAGAUCAACAUGAAUACACAUUGGAUGAAGAGGACCGAAGGGUGCAAGAUGUUAUACUGAAACCAGAACCGUCAACAAACGAUGCCAUAAUAUUGAAAAAAACUCUUUCUUGCUCAUAUCCAAAUUUGUGUUUUAAUGAAGCACUUCGAAAGGAAAACGAAAAGCUCCAAGUGGAAUUACAACGAUCUCAAUCUAGUUAUGAUGUCCAGCAGUGUGAAGUAAUCCAGCAUUUGCUUGAGGUAACAGAAGUUGCUGCUGCAACUUCGGUUCCAGAUAAGAGGUCGAAGAAAGUAGAGCGUAAUUACUCAGAUGCCAAUAGUGAGAAAGGUCAUUCGUAUGAUGAAAUCUCUCCUAAGAAACCUGGUUCACGCAUAACUUCAAUAAACACAUCUUCAGUUUCAUCAGGACGUGAUCUGCUCUCUGAUAGAGGUUCGGAUCGAUAUGACGAAUGGCAUGCUGAUUUGCUUGGUUGUUGCUCAGAACCAUAUUUGUGUAUAAAGACAUUCUUCUGUCCUUGUGGUACGCUUUCAAAGAUUGCUACUGUGGCAACAAACAGGCACAUGUCUUCUGCAGAAGCAUGCAAUGAAUUGAUGGCAUAUUCAUUGAUAUUGUCAUGCUGUUGCUACACAUGCUGUGUUAGAAGGAAGCUUCGCAAGGCGUUAAACAUCACGGGUGGAUUUAUUGAUGAUUUCCUCUCACAUUUGAUGUGCUGCUGUUGCGCCCUUGUUCAAGAAUGGCGAGAAGUAGAGAUACGUGGGUUUAAUGGGUCAGAGAAGACUAAAACAAGCCCGCCACCAUCACAAUUUAUGGAAUCAUGAGUAACAGGACAGGAUAGGAUUCAAAGCUUUUCCCUUUUUUUUUUUUUGUUUUUUUUGGAGGUUUAAUAUAUAGAGCGUAACCCUCCUUAGUGGCCUCUGUGAAAUGAAAACUGUACUAAGAAUAUGGCGCCCUUUGCUUUUGAACCUAUAGAUAUGUAAAUUAGUCCAAUUAUUUGAGGAGAUUCAUUCACCUCAUGUUGUAUUAUACACUAAUUUUUAGCUGUAUAGUGGUUUUGGAUUUAGUUUAUUAAA
Gossypium raimondii (Peruvian cotton) is the source of this 2035-nucleotide messenger RNA. RefSeq names its product protein MID1-COMPLEMENTING ACTIVITY 1. The coding region runs from base 533 to 1783 and encodes 416 amino acids. Gene Ontology annotation, biological process: cell surface receptor signaling pathway. The record is from RefSeq and is a predicted model, not a curated record. NCBI's taxonomy places the organism in Eukaryota, Viridiplantae, Streptophyta, Magnoliopsida, Malvales, Malvaceae. The transcript is spliced from 10 exons.